CCAGUUAGGGGAGGGCAGGGGAGGAGAGGGGAGGACCAUGGGCUCUUGGAGUCGAGUCAGUGCCGCCAAAUGCCAGAUGCUGCUGACCAGCUUCUUUGUCUUGCUGCUGGGUCUCUUCGUGGCCGCCAUGGCGGCUCUCACCUACUUUGGAGCCCAUUUUGCUGUCAUCGGCCGCGCAUCCCCAGAGGGCACCCCCUACGAGGCCAUGCACCGCUGGGCCUUCUACACAGGGAUCAGCCUGGCAGGGCUCCUGACCCUGGGGGCUGUGCUGAGCGCCACAGCCACAGUGAGAGAGGCCGGGGGCCUCAUGGCCGGGGGCUUCCUGUGCUUUGCGCUGGUGUUCUGCAUCCUGGGGCAGGUGGCCUUAUGGAGGUUCCACAACCCCGCCCAGGUGGAGGACGCCGUGCUGGACACCUAUGACCUGGUGUACGAGCAGGCGGUGAAGAACCCCUCCAGCCCCCGGCGGCAGGAGCUGCUGGCCAUCCAGGACACGUUCCUGUGCUGUGGGAAGAGAGCCCCUUCCAGCCUCCUGGGCAGCUCAGAGGCUGACCUGUGCACGGGAGAGGAGGCCACGAGACAGGACUGUCUGCAGGGCAUCAGGAGCUUCCUGAGGACACAUGGAGGCAUCACCUCCGCCCUGACCGGCGUGGGCCUCGUCUCUAUGGGGUACGCCAUGCUGCUCAGCUCCUUCCUCUGGUUCGCCAUCCGCUCCGGCCGCAGCUUGUCCCGCAAAGGAACAUACACCCUAAGCCCACGAGCCCGCGGCUGCCAGCCCCAGGAGCCUCGCUUCUUCAGACGCUCCCAGGAGGGACUCGCACUUCACCACCUAUCUGAAGCAGGUGCUCUGCGUGACCAUCUGGGCCCGAGCAGAUGCUCGAGUGGCCCUCGGCUGCUCCAGGACAACUGACCCUCUGUUUCAACUGCCUGUCCUACCCCCCGUCCACCCACAGAGGCGAAGGCACCCUGGCCUUGGCCCCCAUGUGAUCCUUACAAGGCAGAUGUGAGCUGUGCCCUCCCCACUGCAGUGGGUGGAAGGGAAGAGACAAGCAGGCUCCGUGUCAGCAGAUGGGGUCAGGGGUCAUUCACACGCAUGGAGAAACAGGCUGGGAGUGAGUCGAACAGGGGAGCCAGAGGGCAGGCCCCACAGAGCUGUGCUGAGAGGCACCAGGUCAGACCGGGGCAAACCCGACCCACCUCCAGGCUCGGCCGGGCCUCAGGACGGAGGGUCCCUCUCCUUGCCACUGUCGGCAGGGCCCGUUCUCUGCUCCUGAGACCACCCCUUUCUCUCUCACAUGGCCCCAUCUGCGAGGCUGCAAUGGUGUGUCGAGUGCUUCUCAUGCUGAGAAUUUCUCUGAUUUUCCCCUCUCACUCGGAAAGCAGAGGCUGGAGAACACACUCUGCCUUCAGAGGCACGUGCAGCAACAUGAGCCCACCCAGGUGACGUCCCUAUCUAAGGGGAAAUUGUCUCACAUCUCCAGUGACACCGUGCACACAGGUUCCAAGGAUUAAGGCAAACACGGGGUGGGGGGGGCAUUUUAGAAACCCUGCCUGCCACAGCCACUCCCAAUGGACGCGCCCAGGCCACCUCGGACGAAUUCUAACUGUCCCCAAGGGUUUGCAUCUUUUGCUCAAAGUCCACAGUCCUGAGUCAAACACCACUUUUGGCCCUGCUGAGGACAAGGCCUAACAAGCUGACGGAGGAGAAAGGGAUAGCGGGGCCCUUGUAACUCCAUAGAGGGGUCCUACACUCACUGCAGUCCACCCUCGUAUUUCCAGUCACACACACGCUUCUCCCCACACUUGCACUUCCAAAACCAAGACUGUCCCCACCUAACACAGAGCAAAGGGCACCCCUCCAGCUGAAGUCCUUGUCCCCAAAGGAGGACACCCCAGCGUCUCGUGGGCCCUGCAUUCGGCGACAGUCCAGCUGCACCCCUCCUCUGCUUCUGUUCUUAUCGUCUCAUCAUCCUACAACUUAUGAAAUAAAUUUUAAAGAAAGCACCAGCAAUACGUCCUAGGCACAACAUUGGUGGAAAGAGAGGAAAGAAAAAUAAAUUUAGUUAAAUUCUGUGAAAAUGUAUAUGACCAGCAAAAAGAAAGAAAGC
Hipposideros armiger (great roundleaf bat) is the source of this 2105-nucleotide messenger RNA. It is a transcript of the gene TSPAN32, whose product is annotated as tetraspanin 32. The coding region runs from base 38 to 907 and encodes 289 amino acids. The record is from RefSeq and is a predicted model, not a curated record. NCBI's taxonomy places the organism in Eukaryota, Metazoa, Chordata, Mammalia, Chiroptera, Hipposideridae. The transcript is spliced from 9 exons. Gene Ontology annotation, cellular component: membrane.